AUGAACGCAGUCAAGACCCGAGCUUCGGAGGCUGCAGUUGCUGAGGGGAUGCGGCUGUCGCCCGGCGGGACCCCGCGUUUAAGGCGGCGGGGGUGGCCCGCCGAGUGGCCAGCAGCCGGGGCGCUGCAGUGCUUACUCCCCUCAGCCCCUCUGCGCCCCCAUCUUGUCUCGACUCCCGGUCCGUCCUCGGGCUGGCUGCGGCGGCAGCGUUGGGCUGCACUGUUGGUGCUCGGGCUGCUGGUUGCCGGAGCUGCGGACGGAUGCGAGUUGGUGUCGAAGCAAUUCCGCGGGCGGCGGGCUGAAGGCGCGGCCGCCGCCUCCUCUCCCGCGCCUGCAGCGGGCGACAGCCCGGCGCUCAUGACAGAUCCUUGCGUGUCACUGAGUCCACCGUGCUUCACAGAAGAAGAUAGGUAUAGUCUGGAAGCUCUUCAAACAAUCCAUAAACAAAUGGAUGACGACAAAGAUGGCGGCAUCGAAGUUGAUGAAAGUGAUGAAUUUAUCCGAGAAGAUAUGAAAUAUAAAGAUGCUUCUAAUAAACACAACCAUCUGCACAGAGAAGAUAAACACAUAACUGUUGAGGAUUUAUGGAAACGAUGGAAAACAUCAGAAGUUCAUAAUUGGACUCUGGAGGACACUCUUCAGUGGUUGAUAGAGUUUGUUGAACUACCCCAAUAUGAAAAGAAUUUUAGAGAUCAUAAUGUGAAAGGGACGACACUUCCCAGGAUAGCAGUGCAUGAACCAUCAUUUAUGAGCUCUCAGCUGAAAAUCAGUGACCGGAGUCACAGACAGAAACUUCAACUCAAGGCGCUGGAUGUGGUUUUGUUUGGACCUCUAACACGCCCACCUCCUAACUGGAUGAAGGAUUUUAUCCUCACAGUUUCUAUAGUAAUUGGUGUUGGAGGGUGCUGGUUUGCUUAUACACAGAAUAAGACAUCAAAAGAACACGUGGCAAAAAUGAUGAAAGACUUAGAGAGUCUGCAAACUGCAGAGCAGAGUCUAAUGGACCUACAAGAAAGGCUUGAAAAGGCACAGGAAGAAAACAGAAAUGUUGCCGUAGAAAAGCAAAAUCUAGAGCGCAAAAUGAUGGAUGAGAUCAAUUACGCCAAAGAGGAGGCCUGCAGGCUGAGAGAGCUGAGGGAGGGAGCUGAAUGUGAACUGAGCAGACGCCAGUACGCAGAGCAGGAAUUGGAACAGGUUCGCAUGGCUCUGAAAAAAGCUGAGAAAGAAUUUGAACUCAGAAGCAGUUGGUCUGUUCCAGAUGCACUUCAAAAAUGGCUUCAACUAACACAUGAAGUGGAAGUACAGUACUACAAUAUUAAAAGGCAGAAUGCAGAAAUGCAGUUAGCUAUUGCUAAGGAUGAGGCUGAGAAAAUUAAAAAGAAGAGAAGCACCGUCUUUGGGACCCUGCAUGUCGCACAUAGUUCCUCCCUAGAUGAGGUGGACCACAAAAUUCUGGAAGCAAAGAAAGCGCUCUCCGAAUUGACAACUUGUUUACGAGAACGACUUUUUCGCUGGCAGCAGAUUGAGAAGAUCUGUGGAUUCCAGAUAGCCCACAACUCGGGGCUCCCCAGCCUGACCUCUUCCCUUUACUCUGAUCACAGCUGGGUGGUGAUGCCCAGGGUCUCCAUUCCACCCUACCCAAUUGCUGGAGGAGUUGAUGACUUAGACGAAGAUACACCCCCAAUAGUGUCACAGUUUCCCGGGACCAUGGUGAAGCCUGCUGGAUCCUUAGCCAGAAGCAGCAGCUUGUGCCGCUCUCGCCGCAGCAUGGUGCAGUCCUCGCCGCAGUCUCAACGUGCUCAGCUUCCCCCACAUGCUGCGUCUCACCCCCGACACACCCACCACCCGCAACACACACAGCACUCGUUGCCUUCCCCUGAUCCCGACAUCCUCUCCGUUUCAAGUUGCCCUGCUCUCUAUCGCAACGAAGACGAGGAGGAGGCCAUCUACUUCUCGGCCGAAAAACAAUGGGAAGUGCCAGACACAGCUUCAGAAUGUGACUCCUUAAAUUCUUCCAUUGGAAGGAAGCAGUCUCCUCCUUCGAGCCUUGAGAUAUACCAAACAUUGUCUCCUCGAAAGACAUCAAGAGAUGAGCUCUCGCUUGAGGGCUCAUCCAGAGGAGAUUCGCCCGUCACUGCAGAUGUCUCUCGGGGUUCUCCUGAUUGUGUAGGCCUGACAGAAACCAAGAGUAUGAUCUUCAGCCCUGCAAGCAAAGUGUACAAUGGCAUCUUGGAGAAAUCCUGUAGCAUGAACCAGCUUUCUAGUGGCAUCUCGGUGUCCAAACCUCGCCACACAUCCUGUUCCUCCACUGGGAACGAGAGCAAACCAGUGCAGGAAGCGCCAAGUGUUGCCAGGAUAAGCAGCAUCCCACAUGACCUGUGUCAUAAUGGAGAGAAAAGCAAAAAGGCAUCCAAAAUUAAAAACCUUUUUAAGAAGAAGUCUAAGUGAACUGACUGACUUGGUGGAAUUCCAUUCAAGUGGCAUCGCUAAACUUUUAUCUCCCACCCUCCACAACCCCCCUGUUUUGUUUUAAUUUUAGGAAUGUAACUCUAUUGGGGCGUUCCAGACUGGAUGCCAUAGUGGAAUGUCCUUAAGGCCAACUGUCUACUGUCUGCUUUAUUUCAACAGCUAGAUAAUGAUCAUCAAUGCAUCCAGCCAGUUCUCACUGAAAAGAAAUCAUUAAGAGAUGAGACAGUUUGCAGUCAUUUCUGCCUAUUUAUUUCUGCUUUGUUACUGGUGAUGUAUAUACGACAUUUUGUUGAAAGCCACCAUGGACUUACAGCUUUAAUGGACUAGUAAGCCAGCAUGGGCUUGCAAACAUUCUUGUUUACCAGAGCAUCUUCUUAUCUUUCCACAGAGCUAUUUACACCCUGAACUAAAUAACUUAAAAGAAAUAAAACUAAUUGCACUACUGUUUUCCAGACUUGGGGGCAGGGAGGGGGCGGGGUGAAUAUCUGCAAGUGACACUGUAUAGCGUUUAUAAAGCAACCAUGGACCAUGGAUAGGGGACUGUUUCCACUUUUAGAUCAAAAUGGGUUUUUAAGUAGUACCUAGAAUUUCUAAUUGACCUGAUUUCUGGAAAUGAAAACCCACGUUUUUCUUAUGGGAAGAUUCUUUCAAUGCAUUUAAUAUUAAAACGUUUUAAGUUCUGCUGUAAAGAUCAUGUUGUUUUGUUUUUCCCAGGGCUUUCACUGUGAUUUACUGCAUUGCAGACUGUAUGAUAAAAUAGAAAUACUUUAAAGAGAGAAGGCUCUUGAUUCCUAUACAAGUGGAAGAGUUGGAACUUGCUUUGAAGGACUUAAAACAUUCACAAGCUUAAACUGAGGUGGGGGGACAUGGGAGUUCAGGCACUUGUUUACAGACUUUGAAUAACUCCAGAGGAUUUACGGUUUGUGAAGAAUUUGUAUUGUGGAAAGGAUAAUAAAUUGGAGA
Chrysochloris asiatica (Cape golden mole) is the source of this 3432-nucleotide messenger RNA. RefSeq names its product stromal interaction molecule 2 (gene STIM2). Gene Ontology annotation, molecular function: calcium channel regulator activity; protein binding; calcium ion binding. Gene Ontology annotation, biological process: activation of store-operated calcium channel activity; intracellular calcium ion homeostasis; store-operated calcium entry. NCBI's taxonomy places the organism in Eukaryota, Metazoa, Chordata, Mammalia, Afrosoricida, Chrysochloridae. The record is from RefSeq and is a predicted model, not a curated record. Bases 1 to 2448 code for a protein of 815 amino acids. The transcript has 12 exons. Gene Ontology annotation, cellular component: plasma membrane; endoplasmic reticulum.